Molecule: messenger RNA, 3405 nt
Organism: Cladocopium goreaui
Lineage: Eukaryota; Dinophyceae; Suessiales; Symbiodiniaceae
Source: the annotation of a GenBank genome assembly
GGUGGUCCUGAUACUCUCUUGGAGCACAUGGCUCGCUUGAUUGGCUUUGGCGCCCCUGCCAAGCAUGUCGUGGAGAUGGCGCGUGCAGAAGUUCGGGAAAACCCAAGGGCUCCUGAGGAUCUUAAGGAAUUUUCAAGAAUCAGGUUAGAAGAUGCAGAAACUGGUGUACAUACAGUUCUUCGGAAGUAUAGGCUAGCAUGCAAGGUUCAGAUUGACACGAAGAACUUGGGACCCAAUCAACUUGCGGACUUUCCCUACAUUAAGCUCAGCAGUUGGCUUCAGUAUUUGACUACAGCCAGGAUUGCUAGGCAGUUUUGCGGGGUUUCCAGCUUGCAAAAGAUGAAGAGGGUUUUGGCUGAAUUUUGGAAGCGAUACGAAGCAGUUCACCCCAACCAUGACAUAUUCCGAAGGGCGCGACAGGGUGCUUUAGACUUGCAAAGUACCUUGCCGUACUUCAGCCACUCUGAUGAGGGUAGGGCCUACAAAAAGGAGUUCUGCAAAGUGGUUGUGGUUCUUUUCCUUGACCGUGUGGGCCGUGUUUACUGCGUUGGUUCUUUUGGAGGUGCUGCCCAAUUUGUGUCUCCGAUUCGCUGCCUCAUGUCGGUCUCUGUGGAUAUUCCUGGACAUGGUCACUUUGAUAUCAAACUGACUGCUUCGAGCACCGCUGCUGACAUUAUUUUACUGCUACGUGAGCGUUUGCCAGACAGCCCAUGGCAUGGGAACAAGUUGCUGUCAAGUGGGGUCUGCCAGCUACAGUGCGAUGACAUUGUGGAGGCAACCCGCCACAGCACUUUAGUCUUGACAAACUACUCAGAGAUCACCAGCCAGGAGCCUGUUUGUAAGUUUCUGGCCUGCUUGGAGCAGCAUGCUCUGGUGCGAGAACUCUCAAGCAGUACAUUCUAUUGGGUCUGUGCAUAUGCCAAUAACCAGCACUGCGUGGAAGAGGAUAUCAAAAGCAACCCGCGCAGCACUUCAUUCUACAGAGCUAUGCAGAUGUCUGAGGGAGUUCUUUUGGUGCUGGAUUCAGCUGGAACGUCCCGGAGCCGGUCUCCAAGCACCAAGGCCGAAACCGGGAGCUAUUUCAGUUUUUUUAAAGAUGAAAGGCGUGCCUUGUCACUGACUGAUUCUUGGAAUUUCAGUUCCCUUGACCGAAACGUGUCUUUGUGCUGUUCGUAUCCAACGGUGUUUCGAGUUCUCAGUGGCAAGACACACCUGGUGCUCAGGCCACGCUACGACAGUCAGCGACCAGGACGCCAGGCCGGAGAGACGAUGCGCGAGAGUCGUAAUGAGGCGAACCGCGGGGCUGCCACGUUGGACAGCGAGGACGCCACGUUGUCGCACUAUGUUGGAACAGAGUUGUUAGAAGGAUCCUUUAGGACUCGCUGCCUCAUGUCGGUUUCUGUGGAUAUUCCUGGACAUGGUUACUUUGAUAUCAAACUGACUGCUUCGAGCACCGCUGCUGACAUUAUUUUACUGCUACGUGAGCGUUUGCCAGACAGCCCAUGGCAUGGGAACAAGUUGCUGUCAAGUGGGGUCUGCCAGCUGCAGUGCGAUGACAUUGUGGAGGCAACCCAUCGCAGCACGUUGGUCUUGGCAAACUAUUCAGAGAUCACCAACCAGGAGACUUUCUGCAUCAAAGAUACUGCAGAGCGAGGGAUCACUCGCGAGCAAUUGGCAAAGAUCGUUGUUUUCAUCUCCAAGAUGGCUGACAGAUGGUGCGACGGCUAUGCGAAAAAGGGCUGCAGCAUGGUUGAGAUCAUGGCGAUUCAAGUGCAGAGACCUCACUGGUUUGUGUCGCAUGCUUGGAUCGAGCCUGUUUGUAAGUUUCUGGCCUGCUUGGAGCAGCAUGCUCUGGUGCGAGAACUCUCAAGCAGUACAUUCUAUUGGGUCUGUGCAUAUGCCAAUAACCAGCACUGCGUGGAAGAGGAUAUCAAAAGCAACCCACGCAGCACUUCAUUCUACAGAGCUAUGCAGAUGUCUGAGGGAGUUCUUUUGGUGCUGGAUUCAGCUGGAACGUCCCAGCUGGAGCCGGUCUCCAAGCACCAAGGCCACGCUACGACAGUCAGCGACCAGGCGCCGGAAAAGACUUUGGGCGUCACGUCACCUAGCUGGGUUCUCCACGUGGCGUGGAAAGGACGCCAGGCCGGAGAGACGAUGCGCGAGAGUCGUAAUGAGGCGAACCAUGGAGCUGCCACGUUGGACAGCGAGAGGCAGGGAGUGGAGCUGGACGCCACCUCGUUGUCGCACUAUGUUGGAACAGAGUUGUUAGAAGGAUCCUUUAGGACUCGCUGCCUCAUGUCGGUUUCUGUGGAUAUUCCUGGACAUGGUUACUUUGAUAUCAAACUGACUGCUUCGAGCACCGCUGCUGACAUUAUUUCACUGCUACGUGAGCGUUUGCCAGACAGUCCAUGGCAUGGGAACAAGGUGCUUUCAAGUGGGGUCUGCCAGCUGCAGUGCGAUGACAUUGUGGAGGCAACCCACCGCAGCACUUUAGUCUUGACAAACUACUCAGAGAUCACCAACCAGGAGGCUUUCUGCAUCAAAGAUACUGCAGAGCGAGGGAUCACGUGCGAGCAAUUGGCAAAGAUCGUUGUUUUCAUCUCCAAGAUGGCUGACAGAUGGUGCGACGGCUAUGCGAAAAAGGGCUGCAGCAUGGUAGAGCUCAUGGCGAUUCAAGUGCAGAGACCUCAUUGGUUUGUGUCACAUGCUUGGAUCGAGCCUGUUUGUAAGUUUCUGGCCUGCUUGGAGCAGCAUGCUCUGGUGCGAGAACUCUCAAGCAGUACAUUCUAUUGGGUCUGUGCAUAUGCCAAUAACCAGCACUGCGUGGAAGAGGAUAUCAAAAGCAACCCACGCAGCACUUCAUUCUACAGAGCUAUGCAGAUGUCUGAGGGAGUUCUUUUGGUGCUGGAUUCAGCUGGAACGUCCAAGGUGGCAGUGGCACCUGGCGCGCAACUGGAGAGACGUUCGCACACCGAGGCAUCGGAAUGUCCAGUCGAAGUCAUCACAGUUAUGAAAGUCUUCAGUCGAAGUCUUCAUGAAGUUCACUGCAGCGGCUCGAACGCCCAGCACUGCGCGAUUGACGAGUCUCGAGAGUCGCUCGGUAUUCCAAGAGAAACCCGGGUCCACCUUCCCUGUCCCAGAGAGAUGUUGACGUUGAGGUGCAUUUUGCCAGCAACUCUGCCAGAGGACGCCACGUCAGAGCCUUUCUGCAUCGAAGAUACUGCAGAGCGAGGGAUCACGCGCGAGCAAUUGGCAAAGAUCGUUGUUUUCAUCUCCAAGAUGGCUGACAGAUGGUGCGAGACUUUCGGAGAACAGCGUGGGACAAGGCUGCAAUUUGAGACGUUCAACUUGUAUCAUGCGAAUCAUUGGAUCAUCAAACCAGCCACCGAAGCCUGGAUUUGUUGA